AUGAAAAACUAAACAUUGUUUUCGAAGAAGAAAUUAUUUUCAAACAUGAAAACAAUGAAAUAUAUCAACAAUGGGAAGAUGAAAUGAACUCCCAUUGGAACGAUAUUCUCCAAGAAGAUGAAAACUCCUGGGAUAAUAUCGAAGAUCGACCCACCUAUACGGUCGAUUCUGAAGAAUUUGAAGAAGGAA
Racocetra fulgida is the source of this 189-nucleotide messenger RNA. NCBI's taxonomy places the organism in Eukaryota, Fungi, Glomeromycota, Glomeromycetes, Diversisporales, Gigasporaceae. The record is from the annotation of a GenBank genome assembly.